AUGUCAAACCCUAAAGCUUCCGAGAAACCCUUAAAUCUCUUCGAACCCAUCCUUACAGAUACCGGUUUCACAUUUUUACAACGCAACACAUCAGUAGCGCAACCAAGCGAAAGACGAGGCCGGAAAAAGCAGGCGGAGCCUGGGAGGUUUCUUGGCGUAAGACGACGGCCAUGGGGCCGAUAUGCAGCCGAAAUAAGAGACCCCACCACCAAGGAAAGACAUUGGCUGGGAACCUUUGACACUGCUCAAGAAGCUGCACUUGCCUAUGAUAGGGCUGCCCUCUCCAUGAAGGGCACUCAAGCAAGAACUAAUUUCGUGUACUCUGAUCAAACAACAACUUUUCAUUCUCUUUUAACACCUAAUUAUGAUCUUCAAAUUCAAGCCUUUUUGCAGCCACCAUCACAGUUUUCUACUGCCACGGAACCUAAACAGUCCAGCUCUUGUAAUCUGCAGCCUGACAUUUUGCCUAGAAAAGACCAGAAAUCAACUGUCCAAUUGGAUAACGACACAUGUUGUCAUGAUCAAUCUUCUUAUGGUUCAUCAUCUAAUGAUGAUCAUAAUUUGUUUCUUUCUACUACAGACACAAAUUCUGGCUACUUGGAUUGCAUUGUUCCUAACAACUGCCUGAAGCCAUAUUCUGCAACUAAUAAAAUCAAUGGGGACACUUCAAAUGAUCAGAAAUUUUGCUCAAAUUUGAGUUUCUCUGAAAAUCAUGGGACAUUUUAUGAAAAUAAUCCACUUUUUCUUGAUUCUACAAGUGUUGCAACUGUAGGAUGGAAUCCUGGAAAUCAUUCUUACUAUGAUGAAUUUGUGGACGGGUUCUGGCCAGAUGGUGAUCGAGAGUCAUGGGACUUAAGUUCUUGUGAACUCCCCCACGUUAUGAACAACCCUAUAGUGGUGGAAAAUGGAUGCAUGGUAGACUUGAAUCCAAUUAUAAGUGAAAAUCCAAGUUUUGAGAUGAUGGUGGCUCCAGCCUGCAGUAGUACUUCAGCAGCACCAAGUUGUUCAUCUUUAUAUCCCUGUUUUGAUGAUGCAGUUGACUUGGGCUUUUCUCUCUUUUGA
Molecule: messenger RNA, 1062 nt
Organism: Fraxinus pennsylvanica
Lineage: Eukaryota; Viridiplantae; Streptophyta; Magnoliopsida; Lamiales; Oleaceae
Source: the annotation of a GenBank genome assembly